Messenger RNA from Prunus dulcis (almond), 2129 nucleotides. RefSeq names its product receptor protein kinase-like protein ZAR1. NCBI's taxonomy places the organism in Eukaryota, Viridiplantae, Streptophyta, Magnoliopsida, Rosales, Rosaceae. The transcript has a single exon. Bases 320 to 1945 code for a protein of 541 amino acids. Gene Ontology annotation, biological process: protein phosphorylation. The record is from RefSeq and is a predicted model, not a curated record. Gene Ontology annotation, molecular function: ATP binding; receptor serine/threonine kinase binding; protein kinase activity.
UGCCUUUGCUUUUCUUCUACUCCCUCCUUGCCUCCCUCCCUCUUAUUCUGUUAGCCAGUCCUCUCUCUCUUCAGCUCUAUCUCUCUCUCUUUUUGGCGGGAGGUGGACCCCAACAAUCAAAUCUCCUCCAUCUCAAGUCUCUUUCUCAUAAAUACCGGCGGGCACCAGCCCACCCACACCUCCAACUACUCUCUCCCACACACUCUCUCUCUCUCUCUCCAUAACAACAACAACAACAACAACAACAACAUGCAUUUCAAUUAGAACCCACAUUUCAAUUUACAAUUUCGCUCCCAUUUUUAUUUCUCUCUGCCAAAUUAUGGAACCUUCCAUUUUCUUCUUCCUCCUCAUCUCUAUCUUCAUUGACUUCACUCUCUCUCUCACCCCAGAUGGCCUCUCCCUCCUCUCUCUAAAAUCAGCCGUCGAACAGCCAUCCGACGGCUCCGCUUUCUCCGACUGGCUCGACACCGACGACACCCCCUGCCACUGGACCGGCAUUUCCUGCAUGAACGUCACCGGCUUCCCGGAACCCCGCGUCGUCGGAAUCGCGCUCUCCGGCAAGAAUCUCCGCGGGUAUAUUCCGUCCGAGCUCGGAACCCUAGUCUAUCUCCGGCGGCUCAACCUCCACAGCAAUAACUUCCACGGCUCUAUCCCUUCCCAGCUCUUCAACGCCACCUCACUCCACAGCAUCUUCCUCUACGGUAACAACCUCUCUGGUUCGCUCCCUCCCUCGAUCUGCAACCUCCCCCGCCUCCAGAACCUCGACCUCUCCAACAACUCUCUCUCCGGUUCGCUCCAAGCAGAGUACUUGAAGAACUGCAAGCAAUUGCAGCGGUUGAUUCUCGCGAGGAACAGAUUCAGCGGCGAAAUUCCGGCGGGAAUUUGGUCCGAUAUGGAGAAUCUAAUCCAAUUAGACCUCUCCUCGAACGAGUUCACCGGAUCGGUACCGGAGGAUUUCGGCGAGUUGAAGUCCCUGUCCGGUACCCUCAACCUCUCGUAUAAUCACUUAUCGGGCAAGAUUCCGAAAUCUCUCGGCCAUUUACCGGUGACGGUGAGUUUCGAUCUCCGAAACAAUAACUUGAGCGGGGAAAUUCCCCAAACGGGGUCGUUUUCGAAUCAGGGGCCUACUGCGUUUCUGAACAAUCCUCUGCUAUGCGGGUUUCCGCUUCAGAAAACUUGUAAGAACCCGGGGCAGAGCUCGCCCGGUAAUCCGAAUUCGGGACCCGGAUCCGAAAACGGUCAGAGAAAGGGUUUGAGUCCGGGUUUGAUUAUCUUAAUAUCGGUGGCUGACGCGGCGGGAGUGGCGUUUAUUGGGCUAGUCGUCGUUUACAUCUAUUGGAAAAGAAAAGAUAAUUCGAACGGCUGUAGCUGUACAGGGAAGAGCAAAUUUGGAGGGAACGAGAAGCUUCAUCUCUGUCAACUCUGUUCUUGCGCUUGCAUCAAUGGCGAGUUUGGGAACGAGGAUUCGGAACAGGGCGACCCAGAAAAAGCAGAGAGGGGAAAAGGGGAGGGAGAUCUCGUGGCCAUCGACAAAGGGUUCACGUUUGAGCUCGACGAGCUUCUGAGAGCUUCGGCUUAUGUGCUGGGCAAGAGCGGGUUGGGGAUCGUGUACAAAGUGGUGCUCGGCAAUGGCAUCCCUGUGGCUGUGAGGAGAUUGGGUGAGGGCGGUGAUCAGAGGUACAAGGAGUUUGCGGCCGAGGUUCAGGCGAUUGGGAGAGUGAAACAUCCGAAUGUUGUGAAAUUGAGAGCUUAUUAUUGGGCUCCGGAUGAGAAGCUUCUGAUCAGUGAUUUCAUUUCUCAUGGCAGCUUGGCCUCUGCUCUUCGCGGUGAGUUUUUUCUUUUCUUCCUCUGUUUGUUUUGUUUUGUUUGUAUGCAGUUGUGUGAAUUGAAUUACGUGGUUUUGUCGUUUGUGAGUCAGAAUCUGAUGUGUCGUGUUUUGGGUUGACUGGUAUUCUUUGUUGAAGGCAUAUAAUGCAGCUGGGUUUAUUUAUGCCUAGAUUUGGGCUAUUGUAGAAGCUUGAAUUAAUUGUUAUUGGUUGGGACUGUGGAUCGAUCGUUCGGAGCUUACAGGUUUAAUGGGCAGCGGGAACUAAUUAUUAUUCGGCGUAGUGCACGAAUGAUGAUAUUUU